AUGACCACGAUGGACGAUCCUAUAUCGAUACCCACACUCGACUCGGUACUCUCACAGCUACCCAUUGAUCCAUCAUUGCUAGACGACAGCACACCUUGUGUACCAUCGGCAUCAGGCUCGAUCUCACGAGAAUCUUCCCCAUUGUCACCCACACCAGGGCCAUCCAGUGCGUCGGGAACUCGAUCGACCCCUUCUACAUCCAUCGCAGCGAACGCAAUUCAGAAGACAUCUAAGAGGAAGAGGAAUAGCACUGAAGAAAGGGAGAAUGAUGAUGAGGUUAUAGCCAAAAAGAAGAAAGGCAGGAAACCGUUGUUGGCCAAGAGAGUAGAAUGGAGUGAUAUACCUGAUUGGACAGGAAGGAAGGAUUGCCCACUUCUGGAGCUGCCUAGAGAGAUUUUGGAUCUGUGUUUUGGAUUGGCUGUUGAUGUUGGUUUGUCUAUGAGAGACUAUGUAUCCUUUGCUGGUGUCUGCAGACUAUUCCGACAUCGUAUGACUGAUACGGUCUUCAGAGAGCUGUACUGCGCUGCCGAAGGUAAUGGUCGUAUUCUCAAACCCUCAACUACCCAUUCUCAUCGUAUCUUCACCAGCACCUCCUCACCGGAAUGGCAGUAUCCCAAGAAAGAGCGAUUCGCUUAUCCCUUGAAGGCCGAUCACUAUAAGCCCAGAGGACCUAGAUCACAUUGGACGGAAGCGCAGUAUACAGUUUACAAAGAAGAACAGUAUUUCUGGAGAUCGAAGCAUCGGCUUGACAAAGCUGCUCAAGAGAAACGAGAUCAGGAUUAUAAACGAAGGAUGCGCGGGAGAGUUGAAGGUGAGGAGAGGGAGCAAACUUCCGUUCAGCUCGGAGGAAUGAAUAGAAGGAUUAUCGGCAGAGUCAGAGGAAGAGAAAAUGGCGAACCCCCUGUAUGGAAGGAUGAUAAUGGUAAACCCGACGAAGAAUAUUAUCUGGAAAUCAACAAGAAAGACGACGAUUCAUUGACUACAAAGGAACAGAAGUCAUUAUAUACGAUGCCUACCGAGGUUCCUGAAUCUUUCAGCAAACGAUUGAAGAAGAAGAUCAAGGAUGUCAGAAGGAAAACAAGAGGUGGCGUGUGGAAGACACCGGUAGAGUCUGAUGAUGAUCAUGAAGAAGAUUAUGACGUUCCGCAAUUCACUUCUGAAGAUACUUCGAAAAUCAUGUGGGCUAGUGAAUACAGGAAGAAAGCUGUACAAGCGGCUCACUCCAAACAUAUUGGUAAAUCCGAAGCAAUCAGAGAGUUCAAGAUCACCGAUGCUGAACUGUUGUGCUUGAAACAUAUGUUGGUGCCCAAUUCCAUGAUUAAGAAAAGCCCCCAGCAAAUAUUCUGGUACUCGGCCGUCGAAGCUUUAGCCUAUCGCUCGCAUGGAGGUCCAAUCGGACACCGAUUACAUGUUCAACGAUGGCACACUAUGAAUGAGAAGAACAUCAGUACUCGAAGAAAGAAUAAGGAGAAAGCUCUUGAAGCUGGAACUUUCAUACAGAGAAAAAGGAAACAUCGAUUGUUACCUUCGGAAUGGCAUCGGGCUGUAAAAGAGGAGUCAGUUGCGUCUACAGCUACAGGUAGUUCGGGCAAAGGCAAAGGGAGAGCAGAUGAGGAAGAGGAUGCAGAUGAAGGCGACGAUGACAAUGACAAUGAAAAGGAGAGUGUAGGCGCGGAUGGAAAUGAGGAUGCGCACAAAGAUUACCAUGCAGAUGGACCGGCAAGUGAAAGUGAAGGUGACAAUGAAGAUCUUGAUAUGGAUGGAAACGAUGAAGACAAAGAUGCGAAAGCAGAUGAAAGAAAAGGUGAAGAAGCUGAAAAGGAUGACGAUGAAGACGGAAAAGAUGAAAAGGAGAAUGGUCAAUGGUGUAAAGCAGGAUGCAAAUGUUGGAAAGACCCUUUCCCCAGAUGUAGCUCUUGGAGGAACGCUUCGCAUGAAAUGGGCGGAAAUGAGAAUGAUGAUGAGGAAGAGGAUGAUGAUUAG
Kwoniella mangroviensis CBS 8507 is the source of this 1983-nucleotide messenger RNA. RefSeq lists its product as uncharacterized. NCBI's taxonomy places the organism in Eukaryota, Fungi, Basidiomycota, Tremellomycetes, Tremellales, Cryptococcaceae. The record is from RefSeq and is a predicted model, not a curated record. The transcript has 8 exons. The coding region runs from base 1 to 1983 and encodes 660 amino acids.